Messenger RNA from Athene cunicularia (burrowing owl), 2596 nucleotides. RefSeq names its product lunapark, ER junction formation factor (gene LNPK). Bases 503 to 1834 code for a protein of 443 amino acids. Gene Ontology annotation, cellular component: endoplasmic reticulum tubular network. Gene Ontology annotation, biological process: endoplasmic reticulum tubular network organization. The record is from RefSeq and is a predicted model, not a curated record. Lineage: Eukaryota; Metazoa; Chordata; Aves; Strigiformes; Strigidae. The transcript has 13 exons.
CUUGAGACUGACUUGAUAAAAUGUAAUGAGAUCAUCAAACUAUUUUCUCUGGAUGAAUAGGUUGGUGGAUGACUUCUGUAAUUGUGCGUGAUUCAUCCCUCCUUCAAAAGAGAAACUUGUUCUGCUCUGGUACUCUUAGUGUAGCACUUUUGCUUUGCUUCUCACUAGCUAGAUUGCAUAUUUUUGGGGGAGAGGAGAUGCUAUCGGGAAAUUAAUUUUUUUCUGAGAGUCAGAUAAUAAAAUUGGUAGUGGUGUCUUCUUAAGCUUCUACAUUAAGUGUUUUUUAACACUUCUGUUGUUUACUUUGUCUAGGGCUGGGAAAUGUUGCAGCUAUCUUAUUUGUGUAUUAAAUCAAUGUUUGUCAAAAUAAGUCCAGUUGUAGCACUGCUCAGUGGCAACGAAAACUGCUAAAGAAAUGCAGUCUUCGGAAGAAAAAAGUGCUGUGCAAUAAUUUGAUUAGAGCACGGGAAGGAAGGAGACUUGUAGAAGGAAGACUCUUGCCAUGAACAACAGGAUAUUAGUAAUAGCUGUGAAUUCUUGUAGAAGAUUGAUAGCUCUGCCAACAUUUGCCCACAUCCACAAGAUGGGUGGAUUAAUUUCAAGAUGGAGGCAGGCAAAGCCUUCCACUGUAGAAGUAUUAGAAAAAAUUGAUAAGGAAAUACAGACAUUAGAAGAGUUUAGAGAAAAAAACCAGAGGCUACAGAAACUAUGGGUUGGAAGGCUGCUUCUCUACUCUUCAGUUCUUUACCUUAUCACCUGCUUAAUUGUGUAUUUUUGGUGUCUUCCUGAUGAAUGGACAGCAAGGUUGAUUAUGACACUUCCAUUUUUUGCAUUUCCAUUGAUAAUCUGGUUUAUAAGAACACUGCUCAUUUUUUUCUUUUCCAAAAGGACAGAAAGGAAUAAUGAUGCGCUGGAAGAUUUAAAAUCUCAAAAGAAAAAAAUACUUGAAGAAGUAAUGGAGAAGGAAACAUACAAGACUGCUAAAUUAAUCCUUGAAAGGUUUGAUCCAGGAUCAAGUGCAAAGGAGGCUGAACCGCCAUCUGCUGGAACAUCUGCAACCCCAAGACCUGGACAAGAAAUUCGUCAGAGAACCGCAGCUCAAAGAAAUGCUUCUGUGCCCCAGCCUGUGACUCCUAAACAAGGCUCUCCAAAGUCACUGGUUCCAGCCUCUCCUAAUCUGCAGAGAGACACACCAGCUAUGAGUGGACCCCCAGAAAGAACUGUUGUGCCAUCCUUGCAGUCAAAUGUUUUACCAAGACGCCCUGGAUCCCCUGCUACUUCAGUGCCUGGAAUGGGUCUUCAUCCUCCAGGUCCUCCUUUAGCAAGACCUAUUCUUCCUCGAGAAAGAGGAGUUGUGGACAGAGUUAUUGAAUACUUGGUUGGCGAUGGUCCUCAGAACAGGUAUGCCCUUAUAUGCCAGCAAUGUUUUUCUCACAAUGGUAUGGCUUUGAAGGAGGAGUUUGAAUACAUAGCAUUUAGGUGUGCCUACUGCUUUUUCUUGAAUCCUGCAAGAAAGACUAGACCUCAGGCCCCACGACUUCCAGACUUCAGUUUUGAAAAAAAACAAUCUACAGAACUGCGAUCUGAAACUGAGCCUCUAGAACCUCAAGAGAGAAAGCCCUGUGAGACUCAACAGAUAGAAGAAUCUGAAGAAGACAUGGCCCAGAUUGAGACAAAUGAAGCAGAUGAUAAAGCACCAAGUCCUGAGCAGCUAAAUGAUAAGAUAGCUGAAGAAGUUGAAAAAGAAGCAGAAAACAUUUCAACAUCUGAAGAGUCUAUCUCGGAGUCUAUUUCAGCUGAACAAAGUGAAGAAUCUUUAGGGAAAGCAGAAUAAAGUACUCAAGUGCCUUCUGUAGCUAGUUUUUAGCUUUGUUCAUGCCUGUUGUUACUAUUCAGGUGAGCUUUUUUUAAUGGUACAACUUAAAAAUCUCGCUUGAGCUUAAACUGCCUCAACUGCCACAGUAUGUCAAAGCUAUGUGUAAAAGUGAGUAUUGUAAAUUAAGCAUGUGUCUUUAAGUUAACACACAGAAUGUAUAGUGGGUUGAAGUCUAACAGUUGUAGCCAUUGUUCAGUUUGCAUAUUAAAAAAAUGUAGAUGUAUAAGCUUUUCUAAGGGUGACCUAUAAUUUGACAUCUCUUUAGCUGUCACACAUAAAGAACAAUUACUGGCAGCAACUGCCCUAGUAAGUUUGGUCUAGUGAACUUAAGAUACUUUUUAAUGCUUCCCUGUUAAAAUGAAUUGAGUACAUUUUAAAUACACAGAUGUUUACAAGCUGAAGUGUCAUCUGACAUUUGACUUAAGCAUAUGGAAGUGUCAUUACAGUGGUGUUAAUGUUAUUCAUUGUCUAAGUUUUGACAGAAUUCAGUUUAAAUGGCACUCAGAUAAAUGGCAUCUGCUUUGGUAUUUACAUUGCAGAUGAACCAGAGGCACGUACAUACAAAACUGUUUUGUGUUUACAUAAAAUAUAGAAAGGCUCUGCACUUGAUUGUACUUGAAUACAAAGCACUAUUUAUACCUGUACAAUAAUGACAAGAUAUAAGUGAAUUUUGUGCCUUUGUGUAUUUUGUUAAAGGAAAAUAAAGAUCUCUAGCAGCAA